GGCUCUUCUCUGGGCAUGUCUCAUACCCCUCAAGAGGGGCUGGUCCCCAGACUUCUUCUGUAGGGGCAUCCAGUGCAAUGAGUCAGGUUCUUCCCAGUUCCUCUCAGUCUUGGACUUGCUGCCUGUGCAGCCACUGGCUCUUGGAGGAGGGAGAUAGGGCAUCUGCACAUCCUGAGGGCCCAGGCAGGUGUGGGAGUGGUGUGCCCCUGUCUCAGUUUCACCUGUCCUUGAGGAGCACGUUUUUCCCCUCUGCGUCUGUACCAUCCCCCAGCUCUGAGCCCUCAGAGGGACAGGAUUGGUGCUGGGUGGUGUGUCCUUCAUUUGAGAUCCUGAGUGGGAGUCAAGGGAGGUAAUCUCCAAAUAGGGCUCAUUGUUGGCAUCUCCAGAGCCCACCUAGUCCUCCCAUGGGAGGUCCUUGGGGGAUGGGGUUGCCGUGGGCAACUCCAGAGGUGACUCGCUCUCUAUGUCUCCAGAAGCCACCGCAGCUUUUCGAUGCGACGCAGGUCUUUCGGCUGCAGGAGAGAGGUCGGGGGGUAUGCGUGCCACAUCCCCUAGCUCACCCGUGGCUGUACUGUUCGCACACCGGGUCGCGCAUGGUGUCACCGCACACUAUCCGUGCAGCGCGCGCGGGUCCGCGUCCCCGCGCGCAACCCGUUCACACGUGCAAGGUGCCAUAUGCACGCGCGUCUCGCGGUCCCGCCGCGGCGGCGGCAGCGCCCGUCGUGCUGCCGCACGUGUGUGGCGUUGCCCCUGGCGCCCCGCACACAGGGGCGCGCACUCCUCUGUUCUCUUCUCCCGCCCUCACCGUCGACAGCCCCGACCCUUCUUCGGCGCUCGGCUACCCGCGCCUGGCGGGGCGGGGCAGGGCCUGCAUACUGAUGAGCGCGCGGCCCCAUUGUGCGCGGCGGCCGCGGCCCGGCCCCGCCCCCCGCGGAGCUGCGGCCGCGCGCGGCUGAAGAUCCCGCGCAGACUCCGCGCAGCUGCGCGCGCCCCGCGCCGCCAGGGCCAUUUUGGGCCGCCGCCGCCGCGUGAUGGUUCAUUUGCAUACGAGGCUGUUCCUUGGCAACCAAGCACCAAUCAGCCACCGGGAUCCCUCUCCGUGGUAACCACUGUCUGGGGUGUCAGCAACCCCUCCCAGAGCCAGGUUUUUGGCAGCCCCAUGGGCCCUGGGGGGAGCAGCUCCAGCACACCACUGCUGUCUGGCAUGGCAGGCACUGGCUCGGGCAUGAGCUCACCGCCAUUCCUGCCACAGCAGCCCUUCGCUGAGGGGGCACCAGGGAAGGGAUAUGUGCAGCCAAGUGUCUAUGGCCGCAAUGCCUACCCCAGUGGGCCAGGCUUCCCUGCCAGCUACAAUGGUGGCCCGAGUGGCCCUGGAGGGAUGGGGCUUCCCUCGCACACCAGCCGGGCCACUGCUGAUUUCACCCAGGCAGCAGCUGCUGCUGCUGUGGCUGCGGCUGCUGCCACAGCCACGGCCACAGCCACAGCAACGGUGGCAGCACUGCAGGAGAAACAGAGCCAGGAGCUGAGCCAGUACGGUGCGGUAAGAGCCUGGCUGUGGCAGAACUGGGGACUUGACAGCCCCCCCUGCUCUGCUGUGACCCCUAUCUCUUUGUUGCUGCAGAUGGGCACAGGGCAGUCUUUCAGCAGCCCAUUCCUCCCCCAUGCCGGGCCCCGUGGCCCCAACAGCAUGAGCCAAGCUGGCAUGGCAGGUGUUGUGGCCCCCUCUGGUGUCUCCCCUGUGAGCAUGAGCCCAGUGCGGGCGCCCGGUACUGGCCCCCUCUAUGGUGGGCAGCGAGUGCCACAGCACACCUACCCUGGCCCUCCCCAGAGCCAGCAGCUGCCUCGCCAGGGCCUCAAGCGGGCAUACUCCAAUGAGGGGUACCCAGCACAGCAGUACCUCCAGGGUGGGCAGUAUGCUGCAGCUGGUGCCCAGUAUGCCCCCAGCGCCCCCCAGUCCUCCGCUCCGUCCCCCUCAUACCCUGGCCACAGGCUGCAGCAGAGCAUGGGCCAGUACCUCUCCGCUUCAGGCAAUGCUGGACCCUAUUACAAGCCAGCUGACCAGUUCAACGGGCAGAGCGCCAGCUUCAGCACUUACAGCCAAGCAGCCAUCAGUGGGCCAGGCCGGUCGCUGCCAGGGUACCCCAGCUCGCCGCUGGCCGGGAAUCCCACACCACCCAUGACGCCAGGCAGUGGCAUCCCCGCCUAUGUGUCCCCUGGUCAGGAUGUCAAGUCACCCUUCCUGGCAGACAUGAAGCCCAGUGUUGCCCCCAUGCACCCAUCCCCUUCGGGGCCGGCCCCCGGCGAGGAGUUGCGACUGACCUUCCCAGUGCGGGACGGGGUGGUGUUGGAGCCCUUCCGCCUGCAGCACAACCUGGCUGUCAGCAACCACGUCUUCCAGCUCCGUGACUCUGUCUACAAGACCCUCAUGAUGAGGCCUGACCUGGAGCUGCAGUUCAAGUGCUACCACCAUGAGGACCGGCAGAUGAACACCAACUGGCCGGCCUCUGUGCAGGUGAGCGUCAACGCUACGCCCCUCACCAUUGAGCGUGGUGACAACAAGACCUCCCACAAGCCACUCUACCUGAAGCACGUCUGCCAGCCCGGCAGAAACACUAUCCAGAUCACUGUCACCGCCUGCUGCUGUUCCCACCUGUUCGUCCUGCAGCUGGUGCAUCGGCCCUCGGUGCGCUCAGUGCUGCAGGGGCUCAUCAAGAAGCGCCUCCUCCCUGCUGAGCACUGCAUCACCAAAAUUAAGCGCAACUUCAGCAGUGGGACCAUCCCAGGGACGCCAGGGCCCAAUGGUGAGGACGGUGUGGAGCAGACAGCCAUCAAGGUGUCCCUCAAGUGCCCUAUCACCUUCCGGAGAAUCCAGCUUCCAGCCAGGGGUCAUGACUGCCGGCACAUACAGUGCUUCGACCUGGAGUCAUACCUGCAGCUCAACUGCGAGAGGGGGACGUGGCGGUGUCCCGUCUGCAAUAAGACGGCCCUGCUGGAGGGGCUGGAAGUUGAUCAGUACAUGCUGGGCAUCCUGAUCUACAUCCAGAAUUCAGAACAUGAGGAGAUCACCAUCGACCCAACCUGCAGCUGGAAACCCGUCCCUAUCAAACCUGAUGUCCACAUCAAGGAGGAACCGGAGGGGCCAGUGCUGAAGCGGUGCCGGACACUCAGUCCUGCACACAUGGUGCUGCCCAACAUCAUGGAGAUGAUUGCGGCCCUGGGGCCUGGCUCUGUGCCCUUCCCAGCAUUGUCACAACCUUCAGCAGGGGCUGCCACUGACUACAGCACCCCGGGUUCCAGCUUUUUGGGUCCUGGGGGCUUCCCAGAGCCUUUUGCUGCUCCUGGCGUCCCUGGCACCUCAACGCUUAGUGACUACACACCAGGCCCCCCCUCCAUCUCCUACCAGUCCAAUGUCCCAGGUGGCCUCCUGGCCCCUGAGAAGCCUCCUGUGCCCCCUCUGCCUGCACAGCUUCCCCCACCCGGACGAAUGGAGCCGUCCCACCCUACAGUGCAGACGGGGCUGCACAACACUCCCUCGGGCAGCCAGCCAGCCUCCACACUGCACUCCCGGAGCGCAGUGGCACGGCAACCCCUGGGACCCCUGGCCCACACUGCCGACCUCGUCUUCCCCCCCGCACCCAGCAUGGCCGCGGCAGGUGAUGGCUCAGAGCCUACCCUUGACCUCCUGCCUGAGCUGACGAAUCCUGAUGAGCUGCUCUCCUACCUGGGGCCCCCUGACCUCCCCAGCAGCAGCAACGAUGACCUCCUCUCCCUCUUCGAGAAUAACUGAGCCAUCCUUGCCCCCCCUCCUGGGGCUGGGGGGCAGCACUAUGUGCCCCUGCCCACUGCAGAACUGCCCCCUUCCCCACAGUGGGGGCUUUCUGAAAGGGCUGCGAUGGGACAGAGGGGCUGAGCCCCCCCAGAAGCACAAGGCUGUACAUAGUGUAGAAACACUACUGUUCCCCUGAGACUCCCCAUAUUUAAAGGCAAAGUGCAUCACCGCGGGGCUGCCCGUGCCCCCCUAUCAUUGUGCAAAUGCUGCUGCCCCAUAUACCGCACAGGUCUGGUUUGGGGUGCGGAGCUCUGCUCCCACUGCCCCCGCGCAGAGUUGCCAUGUAUGUCCCCGAUGGCUAUUAAAGGAUCCUUCUGCA
Prinia subflava (tawny-flanked prinia) is the source of this 4148-nucleotide messenger RNA. RefSeq names its product zinc finger MIZ-type containing 2 (gene ZMIZ2). Lineage: Eukaryota; Metazoa; Chordata; Aves; Passeriformes; Cisticolidae. Bases 464 to 3787 code for a protein of 1107 amino acids. The record is from RefSeq and is a predicted model, not a curated record. Gene Ontology annotation, cellular component: chromatin. Gene Ontology annotation, molecular function: zinc ion binding; SUMO ligase activity. Gene Ontology annotation, biological process: regulation of transcription by RNA polymerase II; protein sumoylation. The transcript has 17 exons.